AUGAAUCUCUUCAUCACUAUCACCAUAAUUGUAUUCAUCUUUUUCCCCAACAAUGCAGUUUCGUCCCACUGCAACACCCAAACUCCAACAAAAACCUUCCAAAAAUGUAUGACACUCCCAUCCCAACAAGCUUCCAUAGCCUGGACCUUCCACCCCCACAACGCCACUCUUGACCUCGUCUUCUUCGGCAACUUCAUCUCUCCCUCCGGUUGGGUCGGCUGGGGCAUCAACCCCGCCUCCUCUGAGAUGACGGGAACCCGAGCUCUCAUUGCCUUUCCCGAUCCGAAUUCCGGCCAGAUCGUCCUACUUCCUUACGUAAUCGACCCAACUGUUAAGCUCCAGCGCACCCCACUCCUCUCUCGCCCUCUCGACAUCCACCUCCUCUCUUCAUCCGCCACCCUCUACGGCGGAAAAUUGGCUACCGUUCACUCCGGUGCCGCCGUCCAGAUCUUCGCCACCCUCAAGCUCGCUCCGAAUCGGACUCGGAUUCAUCACGUCUGGAACCGAGGCCUCUACGUCCAGGGCUACUCCCCGACGAUCCACCCAACCAACGCUGAUGACCUCUCUUCCACCGCCACCAUCGACGUCGAAUCCGGAUCCACUGCCGGAGGCCAGCGAAACGGCGUCGUCGUAACCUUAAGGACAUUCCACGGCAUCAUUAAUGCCAUCGCCUGGGGUAUCUUACUCCCGACCGGCGCCGUGACAGCGCGGUACUUGAGACACAUACAGUCAAUCGGGCCAACCUGGUUCUACGUCCACAUGGGGAUUCAGCUCUCGGGGUUCGUGCUCGGAACGGUGGGAUUUGCCGUGGGGAUACGGCUAGGCGAUCUCUCACCAGGAGUCCAGUACGGGCUUCACCGGAAGCUGGGGUUCGCGGCGUUCUUACUGGGAGCGCUUCAGACAUUGGCUCUGCUGUUUCGUCCAAAAACGACAAACAAAUUCAGGAAGUAUUGGAAGUCGUAUCACCACUUUGUUGGGUACGCGUGUGUCGUUUUGGGAGUGAUCAACGUUUUCCAAGGGUUUGAAGUAAUGGGUCAAGGGAGGUCGUACGCUAAGCUGGGGUACUGCCUGUGUUUGGCUACGUUGAUCGGCGCUUGUAUAUCUCUUGAGGUCAAUUCUUGGGUGGUGUUUUGCAGGAAAGCUAAAGAGGAGAAGAUGAGGAGGGAAGGUUUAAUUGGGGGAUCCGAUAAGGGGAGUGGGAUCCAUAAUUGACUCAAUUAAAGUUGCUAUUUUUUUUAAGGAUAUUGUAGUGUUUUUUUUUGGUAAAGGAAUCUAUAUAUAUAGGACUUGAGAAGUUUGUGUAAUAUUUUUCUUUUUCGGGGGUGAUUUUAACAAGCAAACUGCAGCUAAGGAUAUAUAAGUACAUUCUGUUACAAUGUUAUUCUUAAUAAGUCAAUAUUGGUUAAUGUUUACCAUUU
Molecule: messenger RNA, 1418 nt
Organism: Humulus lupulus (European hop)
Lineage: Eukaryota; Viridiplantae; Streptophyta; Magnoliopsida; Rosales; Cannabaceae
Product: cytochrome b561 and DOMON domain-containing protein At2g04850
Exons: 1
Coding region: 1-1212 (403 amino acids)
Source: RefSeq, a predicted model, not a curated record